Molecule: messenger RNA, 1900 nt
Organism: Salvelinus fontinalis (brook trout)
Lineage: Eukaryota; Metazoa; Chordata; Actinopteri; Salmoniformes; Salmonidae
Gene: mcoln3a
Product: mucolipin TRP cation channel 3a
Exons: 12
Coding region: 15-1673 (552 amino acids)
Cellular component (GO): lysosomal membrane; plasma membrane
Molecular function (GO): NAADP-sensitive calcium-release channel activity
Source: RefSeq, a predicted model, not a curated record
AUCUCCUUGCCCAGAUGGAUGAUGUGGAGCCACUUGUGCCCCAGGGGCCAGCAGAGGAGAGGAGCCCAAAUGGCCACUGCACCCGAUGCCCCAUCUCCAGCCAGAGCCCCGGUGAUUCCAAAGUGGUGGAAGACUUCAGGAGGAGGCUCAAGUACUUCUUUAUGAACCCCUGUGAAAAAUAUAGAGCCAGGGGCCGGAAACCAUGGAAACUAAUGUUACAGAUUCUGAAAAUUGCCAUCAUCACGUUCCAGUUAAUGUCUUUUGGAUUGAGUAACGAGAUGAUGGUGACCUUUAAAGAGGAAAACCUGAUUGUGUUUAAACACCUCUUCCUGAAAGAAUAUAAGGACCAACGUGUGGACAGAUACGCAGUGUACACCAAAACAGAUGUGUACGACCACAUCUAUUACAUCAUCGAUAGGUUUAUAAACCUGCAGAACCUGACGGUAGGGAACCAUGCGUAUGAGAAGAUAGAGGGCGAGUACACCCCUCUGACCCUCUGUCAGGAGUUCUUCAGGAAAGGCAGCAUUUCCCCUGGCAACGACACCUUUGAUAUAGACCCACAUGUAGACAAAGAAUGUAUUUCCGUAUAUCCUCUGGAGCCAUUGGGGCAUAAAACUUUGUCAAGAGACAUUAACUUUUCUCUGGAUUUUAAAAGGCUGUUGUCAGUAAACAUCUACCUCACGUUGAAAGCCAUCAACCUGCAGACAGUGCGCCACCACGAGCUCCCAGACUGUUAUGCCUUUAGUAUAAUUAUAAUGUUUGACAAUCGUGCGCACAGUGGGAGGAUAAAGAUUAACUUAGAAAAUAAUGUUGGAAUCAAUGAAUGUAAAGACUGGAAUGUUGCAAGCACUUCUGGGAAGAACAACCACCUCUUGCUGUUCGAUUCCCUCGUCAUCCUCGCCUGCUUUAUCUCACUCAUCUUGUGCACACGCUCAGUCUGCAAAGGAUCUCAGCUCCAGUUUCAUUACACUGCGUUCUUCCACACCUACUUUGGUAAAACUGUGUCCUGGUCUGAGCGCAUGGAGUUUGUGAACGGCUGGUAUAUUCUGAUCAUCGUCAGCGAUACACUGACCAUCGCUGGAUCCGCCCUCAAAAUAGGAAUACAGACUAAGGACCUUACAAACUAUGAUGUCUGCAGUAUUUUGCUUGGGACAUCCACAAUGCUUGUCUGGGUUGGAGUUAUCCGCUACCUGGGUUUCUUUAAGAAAUAUAACAUCCUGAUUCUGGCCCUAAGGGCAGCGUUUCCAAAUGUGAUCCGCUUCUCCUGCUGCGCUGGCUUGAUCUACCUGGGCUACUGUUUCUGUGGCUGGAUCGUUCUGGGGCCGUAUCAUGAGAAAUUCCGGACCUUGGACAAGGUGACGGAGUGCCUGUUCUCUCUGAUCAACGGUGAUGACUUGUACUCCACUUUCCAGAAGAUGAGAGAGAAGAGAUACAUGGUGUGGCUGUUCAGCAGGCUCUACCUCUACUCCUUCCUCUCUCUCUUCAUUUACAUGGUGCUCAGUCUGUUCAUUGCCCUCAUCACAGACACAUACGAGACCAUCAAGCAACACCAGAAGGACAGAGUCCUGGUGUCCCAGCUGAAGGCCUUUGUGGCUGAGUGUAGAGACCAGCCUGACUCUGGGAAGUACAAGAUAGACAAGGAACCCACCUGCUGCUGCUACUGCUUUGGAUAGACCCUAUAAAGUAGCCGUGUGUGUGUGUGUGUGUGUGUGUGCGUGUGCGUGUGCGUGUGCGUGUGCGUGUGCGUGUGUGUGUGUGUGUGUGUGUGUGUGUGUGUGUGUGUGUGUGUGUGUGUGUGUGUGUGUGUGUGUGUGUGUGUGUGUGUGUGUGUGACAUAUGUUAGUAGGCAUUAAAGCUCUAUUCAUGUGUUGGGAAAUGUAUUUAAAAAAUUGUUUAAAGU